CCCGGUGGCAUGCGGAACAACCAGGAAGUCGCUAGUGAAAACAUUUCCGUGCGUCAUGAUCUGAGAAUGCUUGUAUAUAAGGAUGUCUGUUGAAAGCCAAGAGAACCGGACAGUGGAGGUACUGGGGGUACCUGAGGAGGUGGAGGAUGAGCUCCUGUAUUUGUACUUUGAGAACAAGCGUCGUUCUGGAGGAGGUAGUCUGGUGUCUGUGGAGCUGGAAGGGAGCCGGGCCAUAUUACUGUUUGAAGAGGCAGAGGUUGCAGCAAGGGUCCUGUCUAAAGGACCCCAUGUCCUGCACAACGCUGAGUUGACCGUGAGGAAGCCUGCGUGUAAGGAUCCAUGGAGACUGUUGCUGCGGGGGGUUAACCCAACCACCAGUCAGGAGCUGGUGGAGCUGUAUGUAGAGAACAUGAUGGGAAUGGACAUAGACGAUUACACUCUGUACCCCUCACCUGGCAGGGACCUGGUCCUAGUACACUUCCGUCAGGCCUUCAAUAAAGACUUCCAGAAGCUUUUCACAAAGAUUUCUAAGAAGCCUCUGGAUGGAGUGCAGAUUGUUCUGGAACAGAUAGAUCAGACUGAUUCCAUCUUAGUGGAGAACCUGCACCCCAGCAUCACAGCAGACAUGCUCAAUCUGUACCUGGAGAGCCAACGGGGUGGGGGCGGUGGAGUUAAGGAAGUCGCCAUGAUCUCAGAAGGGGUUGCCAGGGUCUCCUUCCUGGACUUUGACUCAGUGGAACGUGUCCUUAAACAAUCACACAAACUCGAGAAGACGGAUCUGAUGGUCAGGCCUUACUUCUCCUUCCUCCAAUCAGAGGACUCCUCCUCACCUCUGACCGUUCCCCUGACCUCUCUGAAUGGAACAUCCGAUAGUAACACAACGAACACACCGAAGACAGACAGUGGUGGGCAAUCGCAGACUCGUUCUCUCCCUGCAGCCAGUACCAGUGACCAUUCUCAGUCCUCCCAUCAGGUUACCUCUGAGCCCCUGGUCCCCCUGCUGUCCCACCCUGUGUCCCAGGCAACAGCAGCCCAGGGAGGCAUGGAGGACCUAACAUCGAUCCCAGAGCUCAUGUCGAGCCACAUCUCCGUCCCUGACCCAGUGAAACUAGCGCUGCUCCAGCUCAGUCCCCUGUUCCAGAGCCUUCAGCUGGCCCACCCAGCUUGUAGCGUCCAGGUCAGGGAAGACGGGGUCCACAUGGCCGGGUCUGACCGGCUGGGGCUGGAGCAGCUGAAGAACGCUAUUUUGGAGUUUCUUGGGGGUGUGGCCCAGGCUCAUCUCACCUUUGACCUCGAGAAGGCCCACUUCCUGGCCAAACAGGAAGUGAAAGACAAGCUGCUGCAGACGUUGAAGGACAAGGGACUGCCGUCCAUGUACACAGUGUCGGACUGCGUUGUUGUGGUAACAUCUCUGUCUUUCAGCUUGGUGAGCCAGGCGUGUAGCUUACUGAAGACCCUGCUGUCUGACUUCAGUAUCCCCGUGGACAGAGAGUAUGAGUGUAUGCUGUAUGCCCAGGAGUGGACUGGCUUCCUCCAGUCUCUGGGUUUCUGCUCUGCUAAGGUGUCAGAGAGGGGACAGAUAGAUGUCCUGACUCUGAGAGGGUUGGAGGAGGAGAAGCAGGCUAAGAUAGUGGAGUUCCUCAGUACACCCAUUGAAACAGAGGCUAUCAUCUCUAUGGAGCCAGGCAUGUUGAAGUACAUCCAGACCCAUCAUCAUCAGCUACUAGCUGAUAUGGACCAGGUGUCUAUCUUCCCUCUGGACGCACAUGGCAUCUGUGGGCUCCGAAUCCACGGCAACGCAGGGGCGUGUCAAAUGGCUGAUGAGGUUCUGAGGGGCGUGGUGUCGUCCAUCGUUACCAGAACCAUCACAGUGAACGAACCGGGCGUGGCGCGGUUCCUCAUCCAGGAGGGAGAGGGGACCAGCAUCCUCAGGGAGAUGCAGGCCAAGUUCCAGGUCUACAUCAACAUGGAGAAGGUGCACUGGGAACCCCUGGAGAACGAGGACAUCUUUGAGUCUGCAUGGAAUAUGACGUCCCAUCAGAGCUUUCAGAGAAGGUCCUCAGAUGGUUCCUUACAGGCUUCCACAUCAGUUCUGACUCAUACUAACCAGACUUCCAAUGACCUCUCAGCUCCAGACAUAGGUCUUCUAGAUGAGGCAAAGAGGCUGUUCUCAGCCAUAGAUGAGAUGGUGGACUCUGGCCUUUCUAGUCUGACCAGAACCACUGACAUUGAGGAGGAUCUGUACACGGCCGGGGAACCCAUUGCCCUCAGCACCGACCAGGGCCCAGACAGAGACAGCACUGAUGUGGAGGAGCAGGCUACAGAGCCGCUAGUGGAGGGAAGGGGUAGUGAUGAUGAGGGUGCUCUUGCUCCUCUGGUUGCCCAGGAUGGAGGGCUGUCCUGGGCCACUCAACUCUCCUCUACCCUGGAUGAGGAGGCCCAGAUGUCCCUGGCCAUCCAGUACUCCAUGGAGACCACAAAGAGGUCCCUGACCGAGGAGGAGGAGCUGCAGAAGGUUCUGGAGCUGUCCAAGAAGAUGACGAAGAUGACUCGGCAUGAUGGUGGUGCCAUGACUACCUCUUCCCUCCCUGCUGCUGGCUUGCACCUCGAUCAGGCUGUCCAGGUGUCUCUGCAGGAGGCCAUCCAGUCAGCCAACACAGCAACAAUCUUUGUGUUCGCUGGCUACAGUUGUGACCUGAUCAGAGUGGACAUUGCCCUGAACAAGAAGGUCACUCUGAGGAAGCAUGAGGAGAAGCUAGAGCACCGCAGCCUGAGGAUCCUGUCUCAGUACCACAGGUGGUGUCUGGACUUCAUCAAGAGGAAACAUGCCGUGGAGGUCACCAUCCAGGGAACCACGGCAACCAUCUCCGGGUUCAAAGACUUUGUUACCGGGGCGAUGCCGGACAUGAAGCUCCUGCUGAGGAGGAUAUCCACGACGACGUCAGACGCCGACAUCCUGCGGACGGUGCAAUGGCUGUGGCACGACCCAGCAUCGUCAGGGACAGAGACCGCGUACGCUCCGGAGACGACAGUGUUUAUGGAGAACGCCUGGAAGAUGAGGCAGAAAAAGAUCGACAUCCUGCUCAACAACCUGCCGCACAUCAUCAACUUUGAGAAGAUGCAGGAGUACAACGUGGCCUCUGGGAAGUCAGUAACCAUCUCCAGGAAGAUGCUGAGCUCAGAAGACUUGUACUCAGACAUACAAGAUGAGGACUACAGUCUACUGUCCAACCUGCCUGAAACGUCCAGAGUGAAUGAGGAUUCUGAUGAGUUUCAGGAUGUUGUGAAAGACUUCUACGACUCCAUACAUGAGUACCACAACAGAAUCAAAAUCAUUAAGGUUGAGAAGCUGAUGAAUAGGCUCCUUUACAACCAGUAUAGACUGAAGAAGGCUAGUAUAAAUCAGAGUGCCACUGACCCAGAAGUGGAGCGUACGCUGUACCACGGCACAAGUGAGACCAGCGUGAAAGAGAUCUGCGUUCAUGGCUUCAACAGAAGCUUCUGUGGAAAGAAUGCCACUGUUUAUGGUCAGGGGGUCUACUUUGCUCUGAACUCAGCCCUGUCUGUCCAGGAUCAGUAUUCUCCCCCCAACGCAGACGGACACAAGUUUGUGUUUGUGACCAAGGUGCUUACUGGGGACUACACUCAGGGCAGUCACUCCAUGAAGACAGCUCCUCUGAAGGAGAGCUCUGAGAUACCCCUCAGAUACGACAGCGUGGCAGAUAAGAUGGACAACCCCUCUCUGUUUGUGAUCUUCAACGACACACAGGCUUACCCUGAGUAUCUCAUCACAUGUCAGAAGAUUAAUUGCUGAGGGAGGGAAGGCGUGGGAUAGGUUAUCCCAUAAAAAGCACGAACUCUGUUUCGGCAUCGUGUUUUUACAUUUUUCCCGAUUGGGAAGAGGAUUCAUGGGAAUUCUAUUUGAAAAAUACUGUGCAUUGUGUUUCUUUAAUCAUGCAUCUUAAUUUAGUUUUUGUAACUUGUUUACGCCGCUGCUCUUUAUUUAUGAGACAAUAUAGCCUUCUUCUACAGUAUAAUGAUUACAAAUACUCAAUUAUCCAUAACAAUAAUGAUUGCAAAGUGCUCAUUCUGGGGCGGCAGCGUAGCCUAGUGGAGAGCGUUGGACUAGUAACCGGAAGGUUGCAAGUUCAAAACCCCGAGCUGACAAGGUACAAAUCUGUCAUUCUGCCCCUGAACAGGCAGUUAACCCACUGUUCAUAGGCCAUCAUUGAAAAUAAGAAUUUGUUCUUAACUGACUUGCCUAGGUUAAAAAAUAAAAUAAUUCACAGUGCAAUUGAAUCAUGAAUUAGUCAAAUGCAAUGUUCUCAACUAAAACCGUAUACUUAAUUGUAUAGUUUGAUAUUUUAUAAUCCAUGUAACACCCCUCCAAUGGUAUUACAUGUUAUUUUACCUGUGGAAUGCGGAUUAGACCCCACGGUUGUAUAAGUGCAUUUAACUGGUAAUGUGUCUUGAAGAGCCAAACAUUGACCCUACUUAUUAUGUUGCCUUACUUUUAUAUUUAUUCUUUCUGUGUGAUAGAUACCCUAUUUGUCCUUUACAUUUACUUUGGGUAAAAAGGUGGCGUUAAUUGGAUUUAUGUUCAAUAAAACUCUUGUCCUGUC
Oncorhynchus masou masou (cherry salmon) is the source of this 4622-nucleotide messenger RNA. RefSeq names its product protein mono-ADP-ribosyltransferase PARP10-like. Bases 83 to 3814 code for a protein of 1243 amino acids. The record is from RefSeq and is a predicted model, not a curated record. The transcript is spliced from 12 exons. Gene Ontology annotation, biological process: protein poly-ADP-ribosylation; negative regulation of gene expression. NCBI's taxonomy places the organism in Eukaryota, Metazoa, Chordata, Actinopteri, Salmoniformes, Salmonidae. Gene Ontology annotation, cellular component: nucleus; cytoplasm. Gene Ontology annotation, molecular function: nucleic acid binding; transcription corepressor activity; NAD+-protein mono-ADP-ribosyltransferase activity.